Messenger RNA from Aspergillus novofumigatus IBT 16806, 189 nucleotides. RefSeq lists its product as uncharacterized. The transcript has 2 exons. The record is from RefSeq and is a predicted model, not a curated record. NCBI's taxonomy places the organism in Eukaryota, Fungi, Ascomycota, Eurotiomycetes, Eurotiales, Aspergillaceae. Bases 1 to 189 code for a protein of 62 amino acids.
AUGCAAUUCAGUCCCCUUCUCACGAUUUUUGCGCUGGCGGCGGUUGCUUUCGCUCAAUACGAUGAACCCUGUGGCAGUGCCAAGAGGUGUGAAGCCGAUUGUCCCAGCAAUGAUUUCUUCCCUAUGAUUGAUCAGUGUGAUCUUGUGGACGGCAAGCCAGACUGCUAUGUCAAUUUCUACUGUGCUUAA